This is a messenger RNA of Manduca sexta (tobacco hornworm), 3675 nucleotides long. RefSeq names its product histone-lysine N-methyltransferase KMT5B (gene Hmt4-20). Gene Ontology annotation, molecular function: histone H4K20 methyltransferase activity; protein binding. The transcript is spliced from 2 exons. The record is from RefSeq and is a predicted model, not a curated record. Lineage: Eukaryota; Metazoa; Arthropoda; Insecta; Lepidoptera; Sphingidae. The coding region runs from base 1 to 2097 and encodes 698 amino acids. Gene Ontology annotation, cellular component: nucleus.
AUGGUUGUUGGAUCAGCGUCUUACCCAGGGAGGCAAGUGCUCCAUAAAAUGCAACCAAUGGGCAUGACUCCUCGCGAGCUAUCAGAAUAUGACGAUUUGGCAACAGCGCUUAUUGUGGAUCCUUACCUUGGCAUCACGACACACAAAAUGAAUAUCCGUUAUAGACCUUUGAAGACAAACAAAGAAGAACUGAAGAAUAUCAUAAAAGAAUUUAUUCAAACACAAGAUUAUAAUAAAGCCUACUCCAAAUUAGCUAAUGGUGAAUGGAUGCCACGACAUUUUAGUAAAAACAAACAUCAGCAGACCAAAUUACGCGAACAUAUAUACCGUUAUUUGCGAAUUUUUGAUAAGAAGGCUGGAUUCGUUAUAGAGCCAUGUUAUAGAUAUUCAUUAGAAGGUAGAGUUGGAGCUAAGAUUUCAACAACUAAAAAAUUUUACAAGCAUGAGAGGAUUGACUUUUUGGUUGGCUGUAUUGCUGAAAUGACAGAAGAAGAAGAGAAACAAUUAUUACAUCCAGGAAAGAAUGAUUUCUCAGUGAUGUACAGUUGUAGAAAAAAUUGUGCCCAGUUAUGGCUUGGUCCAGCAGCAUACAUAAAUCAUGAUUGUAGACCAACAUGCACUUUUGAGGCUACUGACCGAGGUAAAGCAUUUGUUCGGGUGCUUAGGGACAUAGAGGUUGGUGAAGAAAUCACCUGUUAUUAUGGUGAAGAUUUUUUUGGAAAUGGAAAUUGUUAUUGUGAAUGUGAAACUUGUGAAAGACGAGCAAAAGGAGCAUUUUCAAUGGAAAGUGCUCACAAUGACGAACAAGCCACUAGAUACCGCUUUAGAGAAACAGAUAAUAGAAUUAAUAGGACAAAAGCAAAACAAACUCAAAAAACAGCAAAUGGUAAAAACCCUGAUAAACCUCGAAUAACCAGUAGGCAAAACUCAAAUAACAUAGUGUCUCCACUUAGUAUGAAAGAAAUGAAACAGAAAGGUUUAACUAAAUAUGAUGCUGAACUUUUGAUAGCUCAAGGGUGUAUAGCCGAUGUUAUGGACGGACACAGCGAUAAAGAAACCCAAGGAAGCAGAGAAUCUUCUACUUCUAGUCGAAGUGACCGUUUAAGGCGGCGUACAGAUAGUGUUCGUGCUAUAAAUGGAGAGGUUCCAGCAGGUAAUAUCAAGAGAGGAGCACCACCGUCAAGAUGCUGUAGCACAACCAGUUCACGUAGCAGUCGAGAUUCUCACUCUGGUAUAGUUUUGAGGAGUCACAAACGUCUCUUAGAGACAUGUGCACAGCCCAGUUGUCCAAAAGCUGGAACUGGUCCUAAAGUUGUGUCUGAUAUUAAAUUGGAAAGGAAUGUAAAUACACCAAAAGAGGAAGCAGAUUUACCUAACACACUAGAUAUGAAUAAAUUGGAUAUUAAAUCUGAACCUACUCAUGACGACAAAGAAGAAUUAAAGUUUGAGCCAGAUUCUAUGCAUAUUAUUGAUACCCAUUUAGAUUCUAAAGGUAACAUUUGUGAUAGAAAGGAAUCUCCACAACUAAGGACAGAAUUAAAUCCUGAUAUAAAAGUUAAGACAGAGACUUUAGAAACAGUUGCCGAUGUCCAAGAACAAGACGUAGAUGUUAAUUGUGAGAAUGAUAAUGCAUGUUUAAAAAGUGAGAUUGACUUUAGAGAAAAUGUGAACCCCAGUGAGCAUAUAGAUAGCAAGAUGGGCAAAAUACAAAAAGUAGAGGUUACAGACAGGUCUGAAGAGAUAAAAAAAGAAUCUGAUUCUGGACCACCUUGGCUGAUAGAUAACUCAAAUAAAAGUGAGUAUCCUUGUACUCCACCACGUAAAGGUUUAAAGCUGACUCUACGGGUCAAGAGGAGCCCUGUUGUAGAGGAGGUGAUGGACUGUGGGGGUGGAACUGAGACACCUGAGUAUGAAGUAUUAAGAUUAGAAGGUGUUGAUCCAGAAACAGCACGACGUUUAAAGAAACGGCGUCGAUCUAAAGAACGGCACCGCAAACAUAACACCGUCCAUCCCGCGCCUCCAACGAAGCGUUUAAGAUUAAUAUUUGGCAAUGAAAGUCGUACUAUAGACUUGCCACGAGCUAUUUCAGCAGACUGACAGCCGCAACUACCUUAUGGUUAUUUUUCCACCGUUAUUAUCCAAUUAUUAGUUAAAUUGACACUGACUAGAAUUAAUCUAUCUAGUAUUUAUUUUGUGAUGUGAAGUUCUGAAUUUUGAGUAUUGUGUGAUAGGCAUCAGAUUUUAUUUGAUGAUUCCAAUAUUUAUUAAAAUGAAAUGUCGAAACAUUGUUACUUAUUGUUUAAUUAGCACAAGUUAUUUUAUGUCCUAUUUUGUCUCAAUUUUAGAAACAUUUGGUUACAAAAUGCUGUUUUUGUAAAGUUAUUCACAUUGUAACAAUUUAUGACUAGUAUUAGGAUAAUGUAUGUACAAAAGAGUUGUGUUCGAUAUCAAUGUUUAUUUUCCCAAAAUUCAACCCAUUUGACAGGAGCAAAUAUGGCUUUUAAAAUAUGUUACAGACCAACGUUUUUAUAUCAUCAGUCCAACCUGAUGUGUGAUUAUUUAUUAUUUUCUGUAGAUGCCUAUGAUUUUUAUUGUUUGUACAGUUUGACCUUGACUGUCUUAUUAUAAUCAUGAUCUAUGUAUGUAUGGAAUGUGGAAUUGGAUUUCCCUAACGUUAGGUUAAGAGUGACAACAGACGGCGAAUUUACAUUUAUGUGUUGCACCUAACAAAAUGUAUGUACUUAGUUACACUUGAAGGUUUGGCUCGAAAUGGCCGAUAUAGGUAAUAGAGACGAGCAGAAUUUGUCGGCCUCGCAUCUUGCGCUGCCAUCUAUUAUCACUCUAAAAUAUUCAUUAUUGUUAGGGAUAAUAUAGACAAGCUCAUAUAAGUAGUUUUGAAUUUUUAUAGGCAAAAGGACUUUAUUGCACACUUCAGUGUGAAUUAUGAAAUUGGUCUUUGAUGCAUUUGCAUUAAUUAAGCCAUUGGAGAAUAUCACUGAUGCUACAUAGUGUGGUAGAAUAAUAAUUAAAAGUAUGAUUCAUGUCACACUCAGGCUUUGAAAAUGUAAAAUAAUAAAAUUUAGAAAACCAAGAGCCUUGGAGUGAAGAAAAUAUGUAUUUUGGGCGUGGCACCAUUUCUCCAGUUAUGCUCACGUUACUGGUGAACCUGAUGUAUGAUCUCCAUUACAUUGUGGCUACGCGAGCAUAAUUAUGUUACGACUUAUGAGGAAGAGGCAAAUAAAACAUAUUUUUGCUGAAUGUAGAUAGUUAUAUCUUCAGCUACAUAAAAAUGUAGUUUUUUUUAUGUAUUUAGUUCUCCAUGUAAUUAUGUUAAUAGGAUAUGAUGUAACAGGAAUAAUUCUGGACUGGUGAGAUUUUUUCUUACAAAAUUUUACAAUGUACAUACUUAAUUUACUGUAUUGGUCAUAUUAUGAUGUAUUUAUUUUAAAAAGAAACGAAAACACAUUUUCUGUGCAGUGCUGUGGCUUUAUUGGUUUACCUAAUCUGUAAAUUAUUACGCUAGUGAAAUCUAGCUUUUGUGAUAUUUAUAUUGGGAAAUAUAUGUAAAAUAAUAAGCUGUAAGAUAGACAAAACAAGUUGCGUAUGGUUGACAAGUAAGCCAUUAUUAAAUAUUCUAAUUUGAAUAAUUACCACAAUAAAUUGCCUCAUGAUUCA